GCAAGCAGUUUAUGUCGAUCGCACACCGUAUGGAGCCAGUGCUGCCAGAUUUGAGUUGCCAACUACCGUUUUCACAACACGAUUUGUUUAACCAAAUGGAGAAAAUUAAUGGAGAUCUGUGGCUGAAAAUCCUGCAGUUUCUGCCCAUGAUCGAUCAGAUAUCUUUGGCUCAAGUGAAUGGUAAUAUCCAGGAAUAUGUGAAAUACCAUUGGCGUCACAGCAAGUCGGUCACGCUGACCCGCGAUGUUUUGGAGUACUGGACCAACGAACCGCUGAUGCUGGAGGGUGUGGAGUGCUGGUCAGGAUCGGUGCAACGCCUCAAGAUAAGCACCGGCAGCAUGGCGCUGCUGAAGAAAUGGACUCCAUUCAGCUUUCCCCACCUGCGGACGCUCGACUGCGAAAUGGAAUACAAUCUGGAGGAGGCCGACGAUGAGACACUGCUCCUCACAAACCUGUUCCCGCUCCUGACGCACUUAAAGCUCAGCAGCAGCACCACCGGCUGUCACUUGUGGCGCUGGAAACUGUUAAAGGAGAUGCAUUUGAUCUGGUGCGAGUAUCUGGACACGGACACCUUCAAGGAGAUCUUCAGCACGCUGCAGCUGACCAAGUUGACGCUGCUCUACUAUGGCUAUAACGUCACCCUGGGCGAGGAGGUGCUAGAGGCCGCUCGGUGCUCGACGCUGGAGGAGCUGCAGAUCGAUGAUCACCACCUGCUGGGCGACUUCCUACCCCAGCUGAUGCGCCUGCCCAACUUCCGACGCCUGUCCUUCUACACGCGCGACUACUACGAGUACUUGCUGGAAAUGGUGGCCAAGAGUCAUCCGCUCAAGGUGCGGUCGCUGCUCUUCCACGACUCCUUUUGGAGCAGCGACCUGGUCACAGACGCCAUCGGAGCAAUGAAGAAUCUCCGCAGGCUGGUCCUGCAAGACGACGACAUUGAGUCGCAACUGCUGCACGCCAUCUGCCACAAGCUGCCGCAUCUGGAGGAGCUGCAUCUGCUGAAGAUGCGCGACCUACCCUCACCCAUCCAUCUGUGGAAGAUGGUAGGUGCCUGUCCCAGGCUCAAAAUCCUCAACCUGUCGUCCACCAAGUUGAGCUAUGAGAUGGUCAAGCCCGAUGCAACACGCUUGGCCAAGAAUCUGCAGCAUCGCCAUGCUCCUCUGACCCUGCAUCUCCACAACACUGGUUUGGACCCUGACAAGGUUCUUCCUGAUCUAGAGCAUCCGUAUUUAAAAAUCUCAUUCGAGCCCAUUAAACUCGAAAUUUGGAGUUCACGUUUCGUGGAAAUUGAAUUCAAUCCUGACUCUGAGAAACAAACUGCCUUGUCUUCGGCCUAAAAUAUAAAUUCCUGCAAUACUUUCAAAGUAUUAGCUAUGUUACAAAACUAAA
Drosophila serrata is the source of this 1389-nucleotide messenger RNA. RefSeq lists its product as uncharacterized. NCBI's taxonomy places the organism in Eukaryota, Metazoa, Arthropoda, Insecta, Diptera, Drosophilidae. The record is from RefSeq and is a predicted model, not a curated record.